CAUCUUGGCUCCGGACUCGGCACUCUUCGGCAAACAUCGUGGCAGCGCUCUAAUUGGCGGCCGUAACAGAGAAAGGAAGUAUUUAUUCCGCUCCGAGGUCUCAUUGGAAGAGAAAGUCGAAGAUAAUUUAGCGUAGUUUUAAUUCGCGAGUCGGCUGUCCUUCUGCUCGUCUUCUUCAGCUAAAUAUUAAACUCUGAACCGGGUGACCAUGUCCUUCAACAGAGGUCCAGCUUACGGAUUAUCCGCGGAGGUCAAAAACAAGAUUGCUCAGAAGUACGACGCUCAGAAGGAGGAGGAGCUCAGGAUCUGGAUCGAAGACAUCACCGGCUGCUCCAUCGGCCCCGACUUCCAGAAAGGCCUGAAGAAUGGCGUCAUCCUGUGCGAUCUCAUCAACAAACUUCAACCAGGAUCCGUGAAGAAGGUGAACCAGUCGCAGCUGAACUGGCAUCAGCUGGAGAAUCUGACCAACUUCAUCAAAGCCAUCACAGCCUACGGCCUGAAGCCCCACGACAUCUUCGAAGCCAACGACCUGUUUGAGAGCGGCAACAUGACGCAGGUCCAGACGACGCUGCUCGCCCUCGCCAGCAUGGCCAAGACCAAGGGCUGCCAGUCGCGGGUGGACAUCGGGGUGAAGUACGCUGACAAGCAGGAGAGGAUGUUCGACGACGAGAAGAUGAGGGCCGGACAGUGUGUCAUCGGCCUGCAGAUGGGGACCAACAAGUGUGCCAGUCAGAAAGGAAUGAACGCAUACGGCACCAAGAGACCCUUGUAUGACCCCAAGGUUCAGAUCCAGCCCCCCAUGGACAACACAACCAUCAGUCUGCAGAUGGGAACCAACAAGGGGGCGACUCAGUCUGGGAUGGGGGCUCUGGGGAGAAGGCGUGGCAUUUACGACAGUAAGAUGUGCACGGAGAAGUGCGACAACAGCACCAUGUCCCUCCAGAUGGGAUACACACAGGGAGCCAACCAGAGCGGCCAGAGCUUCGGCAAGCCGCGGCAGAUCUGCGACGCCACGUACUGUCCGAAACCUGGAGAGGUCUCAGGUGAGCCGAAUGGGGCCGGCGGCGUCCGCGACUACAUCCCAGAUUACCAAGACGAGGGUUACCAAGGCUACCAGGAAGAGGAGCAGGUGUACCACGAAGACGGGACAGAUUACUGAGAGGCGGGAGGGAGCUGAGGAAGGGAAAGGGAGAUGAGUAGAGGUGGCAUGUUCUGCAGGAACAACCCCAAAGCAGGCAGGUGGCGUAUUUUUAUAUCCAUAGGAUGUUACCGUUUGUUUUUAGGUCAUAUCCUUUUUGUUUUGUAUGAAUUAGUUUCCCUCUCCCGACUUGUGCAGAACCGUUGUUACACAUAUCAUGAUGAACUGUAUUUCUGUGAUUUUUCUAUUUAAAGUGACCACAGAAGCCAGUCGUCUGGCUCAGCCAGCUGUCUGUCGCAGGGAUCUUCUUAUUGUGCCAAAGCCCCGCUGUUCUCCAGGGCUGCUGUUGGUUCGUUUACUUGUCGUUGGUGAACUCAUUAGUUGCAUUAAGGGAGAUGCCCAGCUUCCUACAUGGGCUCAAUGAAACUAAACGGGAAACAUUAGGGACUUUUUAAAAGCGGUUUUUAGAAAUCAUGUGUUAUUUUGAUUAAAACCCACCCAUGGUUGUGUUUCUAUCAUCGCUGUAUCGUGUGUGUCGACAGCAGCUCCUGUGAAUGCUCAGAGUCCAGUAUCCUCCACGUCCCGUCAGUAUUCCUCAUCCACAUGCAGUCACACCUUCUCCUGUUCACACACAUGAAAGAAACCAAGUAGAUCUGUGCAGCCUUCGCCUUAAAUGUUGUAUUUUUUUCUUCCUUCUUUAAUGAAGGAAAUAUUUCCUUUUGUUUGCAUAACCAGUCCAACUGGAGACGGGUUUGUUGUCUUUGGACCAGGACGGUAGCGGGAGGGGGGCGGAUAGAAUAAAACUCAAGUGAAGUUUUGAACAUUCCAAGCAAGAAUACUGGAUUCUUUUUUUUUUUUUUCUCUCAGUGAAUUAUGUUUAAGUGAAUCAUUCUUAAAUAUUGGUUGUUUUACCAACGAUCAUACCAUCCUAUCUGAUCAUUCCGAUUAUUAUUUAUGCGUAUUUGUGAUUUGAAUGGGGGCUGUUUUGUACUUUGAAUAACAUUUGGUAUUGGACUACACUUUGUUCCUCUGGAAUCAUUUUUAUGCUGAUGAAAAAAAAAAAGUCUGAAUUGUUGUUGUGAGAAAAAUGUAAUAAAAACGUAUAUACAUGGUUUUUA
Molecule: messenger RNA, 2256 nt
Organism: Stegastes partitus (bicolor damselfish)
Lineage: Eukaryota; Metazoa; Chordata; Actinopteri; Pomacentridae
Gene: cnn2
Product: calponin 2
Exons: 7
Coding region: 209-1159 (316 amino acids)
Biological process (GO): actomyosin structure organization; actin filament organization
Cellular component (GO): focal adhesion; actin cytoskeleton
Molecular function (GO): actin filament binding
Source: RefSeq, a predicted model, not a curated record